Nicotiana attenuata is the source of this 432-nucleotide messenger RNA. RefSeq lists its product as uncharacterized. The record is from RefSeq and is a predicted model, not a curated record. The transcript has 2 exons. Bases 1 to 432 code for a protein of 143 amino acids. NCBI's taxonomy places the organism in Eukaryota, Viridiplantae, Streptophyta, Magnoliopsida, Solanales, Solanaceae.
AUGAGAAUUGCGCUUCAAGCCAAGCGAAAGCUAGGGUUUGUUACUGGUGCAUGUGUUAAGGAGUCAUUUCCUGUUGCAUUGCACGAGGAUUGGGAGACAUGCAAUGCAAUUGUUCUCUCUUGGAUCAUGAACACAGUAUCUCCACAUCUGUUGAGUGGAGUAGUUUAUGCUUCCAAUGCACAUCUGGUUUGGAAGGAUUUACAAGAGCGAUUUGAUAAGUAUGAAUUUGAUGCUAUGGCUCCUACUCCUAGUUGUGGAUGUGAGAAAUCUAAAGACUAUGUUGAACAUCUUCACCAACAGAGAUUGCUUCAAUUUCUAGGAGGAUUAAAUGAUUCCUAUGCUCAAGCUAGGAGGCAGAUAUUGAUGAAGACCACUGAGCCUACUCUGAACCAAGCCUAUGCUUUGAUCAUAGAGGAUGAAACUCAAAGAUAA